Molecule: messenger RNA, 2860 nt
Organism: Ylistrum balloti
Lineage: Eukaryota; Metazoa; Mollusca; Bivalvia; Pectinida; Pectinidae
Product: activating signal cointegrator 1 complex subunit 2-like
Exons: 16
Coding region: 34-2415 (793 amino acids)
Biological process (GO): regulation of DNA-templated transcription
Molecular function (GO): ubiquitin binding
Source: RefSeq, a predicted model, not a curated record
UGUUGUGUUGAUGUAACAGAUGUAUAUUACACCAUGUCAUCAUGUAUACCGCUAGAUAAACUUCAUGUUAAAGUCGAUGUUGCUAAAAACAAGACCGAAGAUGUCCCAGCUUUGCAUCCUCGAUGGUCACAGAAGAUCCAGUUUGUAACGUACCAUGCUCCACCUUUGGACAUCAGUGACCGUGGUCAGUGUGAAGAAUGGGCUGACCGUCUCAAGUUCAUUGAAGAAGAUCUGCACUGGGCACUGCAAUUGCCUCAUGAUAAGUUUUGGUGUCAGAUUGUGUUCGACGAGACUUUUAUAAGUCUGAUUGACAGCUACCUGCGCUAUGCCCCAAGAACUCAUGACAUCUUGAUAGAACUCCCAGUGGACACGAAAUCACGUCAUGAUGAGGUUCAUCGUCUUGUGUUCAUGACUUGUCUUCGUAUGGCGACACAUAAGGAAUCAAAGGAACAUCACAUUACUCCAGGCGUGUUUGGUGAAAUCUUGUAUGAGAACUUCCUGUUUGACAUACCUAAACUGUUGGACCUGUGUGUUUUGUAUGGCGAGGGAAAUGGCCAGUUACUGUACAAGAUGAUUGAUAAUAUAUUUACCACUCAGCCUAAAUAUAACUAUGAUCUUCAGAACACAAUUCCAACCAUUCUGCAGGUAUUUGAUAAUAUUCGAGCCAAGUGCGGUGUGGCAGAAGUUAGUGGGCUGAUUCCAAAGAAACUGACAAAUCCUGGUCAAGAACAGACAGAACUGGUUACUAUGAUGGCUACAGACUUUCAAGAUGUGGUAUUUUAUCUAGCAGACACUGGCACCACACUGGCCAGUUUUCUGGACGUCUACCCUCCUGCCUGUAGCCUGUUCUUUAAAGAAGACUUUGUACAUCAUUUGGCUCAGCUAUAUGAAUCGGUGAUUCCACAAAUAGUAACAUCACUCAAGAAACGCAAAUUUGACAGCCACAGUCAUAAGAUGCUGUUGAGGCAAAAGACCCAGGAAGCAAAGAAUUCAUUGUUGAAAGUUGUUCACCUUAUCAUAAACACCUGCUGCAUACAGCCUCUACUGGAAAACAUUGGCGGUGACGAGAGAGUGGAAGAUUUCAUACAUGUGUUUACUUCAAUAUUAAAUGAACGAAGGUUCCUUGCUGAUUUUGAGAGUCGUCACCGUUUUGAAAAUUACCAGGAAAUACUACUGCAGUCACCGAUAGAAAUUGAUGAGAUGAGACUUCAGUACAUACAGGAUGCUAUCAGCUCAGCCUUCACUACUCAUGGUCGCCGGCGGAAACCAACCGGAGGCACAAACAGAGGGGGCAGGACUAGUCCUGAUGGCUCUCCAGGACCCAUGGAGGAUACUGGUGCUGUUGGAACAAUGGGCGGGGCUACAGGUGGAGCAGUGGGCGGGGCUAUAGGUGGAGCAAUGGGCGGGGCUCCAGGUGGAGCAGUGGGUGGAGCAGAUUUCACAGCUCAUGCUGACAACUUCCAAGUAGAAUCUUAUGAAAUGGAAGGCGCCUGUGCAGCACGUAAAACUGGUGUGGAGUUAGAAUCCCUCAUCUCCUCCGUUAAAGACCUACUUCCUGACCUCGGAGAAGGCUUCAUUGAGGUUUGUUUAGAGGAAAUGGACUACAACAUUGAACGUGUCAUCAACUCGGUCUUGGAGGACAAAUUACCGCCCUCCUUGCAAGACAUGGACAGAAAUAUGCCUCGGGAAGUGUCACAACCUGGGGAAGCACCAAAAUCUUUAUUGGAUGGUCGACGAAACGUGUACGAUAAUGAUGAAUUUGAUGUGUUCAGCCGUGAUUCUGUAGACACGUCUCGUAUAUUCCAUGGGAAACAAAAUAAGAUGGACAAGAUAUCACUGGACGAUAAGACAAUCGGGUCAGAGGACAAAUUCAGACUCAACGAAGCCUAUGGUUACGUUGUGGAAACGGUGACUGCAGAGGAAGCAUCACAAUAUGCUAAACUGUAUGAUGAUGAGUAUGAUGAUACGUACGACACAAACAAUGUCGGUGCAGACGAUGCCGACUCGGCUGAUGAGCUGCUGCAUGGAAGGCCACUUACCGUUCCAAGGAUACUUGGAGGAGGUAACCAAGGAAGGACACAAAAGAGCAGUGAAUCAGAAUCACAGGAUUCAGAGGACGAGAAAAAACAACGGGAUCACUUUGUACAAGAUCCGGCCCUCCUGAGGCAGAAAGCGGAACAACGCAGAAUAUCACAGAGAAGAGGUCAAGGUCGUCGGUUUGGCCAAGGUCAAGGUAGAGAACAGGGCCAGGAGGGACAAAAGUAUGAUGUCAAGGGCAAGGCCAAAGGACAAGGUCAAGAUGCAGAUGUCCUUAAAAACAGAAAAUUUAAGGAGAAAAAUAAAGCAUCGAGAGGAAAUCAUAACAGACGUUACAUGUCUGAUAAAAAGAGGAUGGGGUUUGGGGGAGGGCCGUGAAACUUGUACACAUAACAGACGUUACAUGUCUGAUAAAAAGAGGAUGGGGUUCGGAGGUGGGCCAUGAAAAUUGUACACAUAACAGACAUUGCAUGCCUGAUAAAAAGAGGAUGGGGUUUGGGGGAGGGCCGUGAAACUUGUACACAUAACAGACGUUACAUGUCUGAUAAAAAGAGGAUGGGGUUUGGGGGAGGGCCGUGAAACUUGUACACAUAACAGACGUUACAUGUCUGAUAAAAAGAGGAUGGGGUUUGGGGGAGGGCCGUGAAACUUGUACACAUAACAGACGUUACAUGUCUGAUAAAAAGAGGAUGGGGUUUGGGGGAGGGCCGUGAAACUUGUACACAUAACAGACGUUACAUGUCUGAUAAAAAGAGGAUGGGGUUUGGGGGAGGGCCGUGAAACUUGUACACAUAACAGACGUUACAUGUCUGAUAAAAAGAGG